Messenger RNA from Phasianus colchicus (ring-necked pheasant), 13755 nucleotides. RefSeq names its product guanine nucleotide-binding protein G(I)/G(S)/G(O) subunit gamma-4. Gene Ontology annotation, molecular function: G-protein beta-subunit binding. The record is from RefSeq and is a predicted model, not a curated record. Gene Ontology annotation, biological process: G protein-coupled receptor signaling pathway. Gene Ontology annotation, cellular component: heterotrimeric G-protein complex. NCBI's taxonomy places the organism in Eukaryota, Metazoa, Chordata, Aves, Galliformes, Phasianidae.
GCGCGGCCGUCGGCGUCGGGGCGGCGUGGCCGCUCGGGUGCGGGCUGCGCGCGGCCGGGGCUCGGGGCCUCCGAGCCGGGCUGUCACCUGUGUGCCUGCUGUAAGCAGCGGGCAGGGGGGCGAUGAGAGCUCCGUGGGUAUUCCGCAGUCGUGGGAGCCGGCGUGGGUAGAGUGUGUGGAGAUGCUUCUCUGGGAGGAAGUAUUGGUUAACUUUUGGGUACUGCCUAGCGUUCCUGGAUGAAACCCAGAUCUGCCUCUUAGGUCUUCAUAAGCUGAGAGCGGGUGCUGGAGGACUAAAUGCUGUGUGUGAGAGAAGCAGGGUGACGGAAGAAGUCAGGAAGGUGGAUUGGCCGUGUGAUCGAGUGUGGUGAACUGGGAGUGACGUUUCCUGGGUGUAUCUCCUUUUCCUUCCAAUUAGAAGCUAAAUGUAUUAAGCUGGCAAAGUAAUACUGCUCAGACAUGAGCAGUGCCAGUAACUCACUGGCACGGGAGUUCUUGACAGAUGUCAACAGACUGUGCAAUGCAGUGGUCCAGAGGGCAGAAGCCAAGGACGAUGAAGAGGAAGAAACUCAUAUGGCUGCCCUGGGACAGUACUUAGUUCAAGGCCGUGGGUUUAUUUUGCUUAGCACACUCAACUCCAAUAUUGAUCAGGAGCUGACAUGUCGGGAAGAACUGCUGACCCUCCUUCUGUCACUUCUGCCACUGGUCUGGAAAAUCCCUGUCCAAGAAGAAAAAGCAGUAGGUUUCAAUAUACCUUUUACAGUAGAUGUUUGCCUGACCAAAGAGAGCAAUUCAAGUGUGAAAUCCACUCAGGAAAAAAUAGGUUUAGAUCGAAGCACUCGUUCAUCUCUUCAGGCUUCCGCACACCUACAUCCUCGAUCUCGAAAAAGUGGGCGGAUGCGCAAAACCACCCAUCGUUACUCUGUGCGAGAUGCAAGAAGAUCACAGCUGUCCACUUCAGAUUCAGAAGGCAAUUCUGAUGACAAGAAUACUGUAACAAUGAAACACAGACGUUCCCAGUUCCUGCAGCCUUUUUUAACAUAUCCAGCUAGAGACAGCUACCUUGUAGGUAGAAGUGAUUUCUUACCUACUGAAGUGGUACCAAAUCCUAAUCCUGAUGUCCCUAGUCUAGAAAAUUCUAGCCAAAUUAUUCCAGUGCAUGAGCUAAAUCCAGAGAUUUUGAAUGAGCCAGUUGCAGCAAUUGCUGAGAGCAAUAUGGAUAACUCUCCUUUUGACUUAUGCCAUGUGUUAUUGUCGCUACUAGAGAAGGUGUGUGGAUUUGAUAUUACUUUGAAUCACAGUUCUGCUCUUUCAGCUACUGUGGUGCCCACGUUAACUGAGUUCUUAUCAGGAUUUGGAGACUGUAAUCUAAGUAGUAACACGGAAAAUGAAGUGGUUUCUGCAGGGUGGACAGAAGAACCUGUGGCUCUGGUCCAAAGGAUGCUUUUUCGAACAGUUCUGUAUCUUAUGUCUUUAGAUAUAAGCAGUACGGAAGCAAUGCCUGACAACUUGAGAAGAAAUGUGACAGACUUGCUUAAAGCAGCAUUAAAAAUCAAAAUUUGCUUGGAAAAGCAGCCUCAUCCUUUUGCUCCAGAAUAUAAGAAAACACUACAGCAGCUUGUUCAGGAUGACUUUGAAUUAUCUAGAUACCGUCAUAGAGCCUUGCUUCUACCAGAAGUUAUAGAAGGAAUCUUGCAGAUCUUGAUCCGCUGCCUGCAGAGUGCAGCCUCUAAUCCAUUCUACUUUAGCCAAGCAAUAGAUCUUGUUCAUGAGUUCAUACAGCAUCAAGGUUUUAAGCUGUUUGAAGUAACAGUACUUCAGAUGGAAUGGCUGUGUACGAAGAAUGAGGGAGUAACUGGGGAAGCUCCAGAGCAUCUGAAAUCCCUUAUAAACAGUGUCAUGAAAAUAAUCAGUACUGUCAAAAAAGUGAAAUCAGAGCAGCUCCAUCAGUCAGUGUGUGCAAGAAAGCGGCAUAGACGAUGUGAGUACUCUUACUUCAUGCAUCACCACAGAGAUCUCUCUGGGCUCUCUGUAUCUGCUUUUAAAAACCAAGGUUCCAGAAAUCCCUUUGAGACAACCGAUGGAGAAGUUAAUUAUCCUGACAGAUGCUGUUGCAUUGCUGUUUGUGCACACCAGUGUUUGCACUUGUUGCAGCAAGUCUCUCUGAGCAGUACUUGUGUUCAAAUUCUCUCAGGUAUACAUAACGUAGGAAUAUGCUGUUGCAUGGACCCAAAAUCUGUGAUUGUCCCAUUGCUUCGUGCUUCCAAGUUACCAAUAUUAAAAAACUUCCAACAGCAUAUACUGAACAUCCUUAACAAGUUUAUACUGGAUCAGCUGGGUGGAGCGGAGGCUUCUCCAAGAAUUAUACAGGCAUCGUGCAAUAUAUGUACUGUUGACUGUGAUCAGCUUUUGCAGUUGGAAGAUGCCUUGCAGGGCAACUCUAAUGAUGCUGGUCUUGCAUCUAGUUCCUCCUGCAGAGUUCAGGGAAUUCUGCCUAGCAGUGGAUCUGAAGAUGUGUUGUUGAGAUGGGAUGCAUUGGAGGCUUAUCAGAAUGUUGUUUUUGAAGACGACAAACUACACGGCAUGCAGGUUGCAAGCCAUAUUUGCCACUUAAUUCAAAAGGGAAAUGCAGUGGUCCAGUGGAAACUAUAUAAUUGUAUUUAUAAUCCAGUGCUUCAGAAGGGGGUUGAGCUAGCUUGCCAUGCUCAACAACUGGGACUAACCGAUAAACACACAAGCAGUUACCAUAGCCAGUGUUUGCCUUACGAAGUACUUCAGAUUUACUUGCAGACACUUCCUGCGUUGCUUAAAUCCAGGGUGAUUAGAGACUUAUUUCUGAGUUGUAAUGGAGUGAAUCAAAUGACUGAGUUAAACUACUUAGAUACUUUAAGAAGCUACUCUUUGAAAGUGUUAGAGACUUUGAUACUCUGCCUUGGUGAGCAGCAGAAAGAUCAAGCAGUGCCAGAGCUAGAAGACUUCAACGAUGAGCACAAGGAGUCUGCAUCUGAUUUGCCUGCUUCUCUUUGUAGCCAGCAUUCUGCUUCAGAAAUUCCUCAAAGCCUGAGCAAGUUUUAUGCAGGCCUUAAAGAGGCUUACCCAAAAAAGAAAAAGUUUGAGAGUCAAGACAUUCAUGUUAACACAAUAAACCUGUUUCUCUGUGUUGCAUUUUUAUGUGUAAGUAAAGAAGCAGAUGGUGAUCUGGAUUCAGCUAAUGACUCUGAAGAUACAUCAGGAUAUGAUAGCACAGCUAGUGAGCCAUUAGGCCAUAAAUUACCAUGUCUGUCAUUGGAAAGCCUUACUUUGCCCUCCCUGGAACAUAUUCACAGAGCUGCUGAUAUUUGGUCCAUGUGUCGUUGUAUCUAUUUGUAUAGUUCGGUUUUCCAGAGACAGUUCCAUAGGCUUGGAGGUUUUGAAGCAUGCCAUAGACUGCUAAUCCUCAUAAUUCAGAAGCUUGUGGAAAAUAAGGAGAAAGAACAAGAAAAAAGGGAGAGAACACUGAGUGAAAGCAGAAGUUCACAUGGGAGUGCUCGUGCUGAACAUCUCAGCAAAGAUGCCUCUGUUCAUUUCCCUGAAAGCAGGGAAGUGACACAAUCAGAGCUCAGUAGUUCUGAUAGUCUUGCUGUUGCAGAACAGCUGGUGUCUGAAUGUGUGUCCUGUGACAGCUCUGCAAGUAGGGAACAUGCUUCAGUUGGAAAUCUGGAAGAGAGAAAAUCUUCUGUAGGAGAAGAAACUGAAUGGGCACUUCAGGGCAUCAGACUUCUAGAAGCUUUGCUGAUGAUAUGUCUGCACAGUGCAAGCACCACACAGCAGAAGAUGGAAGUAGAGAUGUUUCAUCAGAAUAUUUGUGUGGAUGAUAUCUUACUACAAAUACGAGAACAACUUGCUCAGUCAAAACUGCUAGAAACUGACUUGGCGAAGCCUCUGUUUGAUUCACUGCUUCGUGUUGCAUUGGGCACUUUUUCUACUGACCUGGAUCAUUCUGAAGAGAAAAUAGAGAAGACCCAUUACACUGAAAAGGAGUCAAUGUCUCAGCCUGGAGAUAUACCUGAGGAAGCUGAUGAGUCACAGUGCUGUAGUCUUAAACUUUUUGCUGAAGAAGAAGGAUAUGAAGCAGACAGUGAAAGUAAUCCUGACAGUGAAACGAAGGAUGGAGGAGCAGACACGAAGACAGAACCAGAAUGUACCAGUCCUUCAGGUUAUCUUAGUGACCUAACUGAAAACAUCAAUCAAGGAGAAUUAAUAUAUCCUGAAAUCUGCAUGUUAGAAUUAAAUUUGCUGUCAGCUGGUAAUGCAAGUUUAGAUGUGCUUGCUCAUGUAUUCCAGAGCUGCCUGAAAAUCAUCAACCACAAGGAGAGAAAUGCCACUUUACUUAUAGAACAGGGAGCUGUUAAACAUAUUUUGGGAGGAUUUAUGAAUAUACUGACACAAACAGAGUCUAGUUUUCAUGCAUGUCAGAUGGUGCUGGUAGACCUGCUCGUUUCUUUGAUGAGCUCACAGACAUGUUCAGAAGAACUAACUCUUCUCCUACGGAUAUUUUUGGAGAAGACUCCUUGUACGGAGAUACUGCUUAAGGGUGUAUUGAAGAUUAUAGAAACUAAUAUGGACAUGAACCCAUUACAGUACCUUGCCUUCCCUUUGCUACAUGGCACAAAUUUGAGUAGUUCUUCACAAAAAUCCACCGGCACUUCCAACAGCAAAACUGCCGGACUAUUAAAAAAAGCAAAAUUUUCACAGAGUAAGAAAGAGGCAGAUGGUGAAAACUUGAGUCAUCAACUGCUUUCUUCUUGGCACGUGGCCCCAAUUCACUUGCCUUUAGUUGGACAGAACUGUUGGCCACAUAUGUCUGAUGGUUUCAGUGUUUCCUUGUGGUUUCAUCUGGAGUGUGUUCAUGAAAUGGAAAACUCAACAGAGAAGGGGAAGAAAGUCAAGAGAAGACUUUUCUCUGUAAGAGAGAACAGCUUUGAUAGCACAGAAGAAACCAAGUCUGUAGGAAUGGAAUACCUAAGCCUGGGAGACAAACUUGUUGAAGAUGGCUGUAUUCAUAUAAUUUCAUUGGGUUCCAAAGCAUUGAUGAUGCAGAUCUGGGCAGACAUGAACACUGGAGCUUUCAUAUUUCGUAUGUGCAUGGAUCCAAAUGAUGAGAUGAAAGCUGGCCUGCUGGCACAGGCUGAAUCUCCAGAGAAUAUUUUCCUUGUGGGCAGGUGGCAACACUUGGCAAUACAGUAUAAGCAGAAGCAAGAAAGCAAGAAAAACAUCCAUGGAGAGCUGUCCCUGUGGGUUUCUGGUCAGAGGAAAUGUGAAAUCAACUUAGAUUAUGCUCUACCAAGGAAAUCAAGCUUGUCAUCUGACAGUAAUAAAACAUUUUGUAUGAUUGGCCACUGUACAUCAUCUCAGGAAGAAUUGCUUCGAUUGUCAGGCAGAUGGAAUCUUGGGAAUCUACUUCUCUUCAAUGGUGCAAAGAUUGGACCAGAGGAAGCAUUUUACUUAUACACAUGUGGACCAGACUUCACAUCUGUAAUGCCUUGUAAAUAUGGCAAAACAUUGACUGAAUGCUCUAAGUACAUAAGUAAAGAUAUUCUACAGUGUGAACAAAUUAAGGAGCUCUUCAUGGCGAAGAAGGAAGUGGAUGUUGGACCUUUGAUUGAAAGCCUUGCUGUUGUUUAUGCCACGUGCUGCCCCAGUCACUACACCAUAUACGAACCUGUUAUUAGAUUGAAAGGUCAAGUGAAGACUGUACCUUCUCAGAGGCCCUUCAGUUCAAAAGAAGUUCAGAGCAAUGUACUGGAUUCUCAUCACCUGAAAGCACUUCAGCCUGUUGAAUAUAAAAAUCUUCAGGGUAUACUACAUGAAAUUGGAGGAACUGGUGCAUUUGUUUUCCUCUUUGCUAGGGUUGUAGAGAUCAGCAGCUGUGAAGACACUCAAGCUCUAGCACUGCAGCUUAUACUAUCUUUAACAAAAUACAAUCAACAGAGAAUACAGGAAAUGAAAAAUUGUAAUGGUUAUUCCAUGAUUCACCGAGUGUUGAUCAAACCGAAGUGCAUUGUUGGAUUUCGCAUGCUCAAGACUCUUCUUGAAGGAUGCUGCAGUGCUGAGAUUCUCUAUAUAAAUGAGAAUGGGCAAUUUGUGCUCGACACAGAUUCUACAGCAGUUAUCCAGGAUGUUCAAUUGUUAGAAAAGCUGCUUCUUGACUGGAAGAUUUGGUCUAAAGCAAAGCAAGGUGUUUGGGAAACUCUGUUAGCAGCUCUAGAAAUCCUUAUCAGAGCUAACCAUCACCAACAGAUGUUUAAUGUUAAACAGCUAUUGAAAGCUCAAGUGGUGCACCACUUCCUGUUAACCUGCCAGGUUCUGCAGGAGCAUAAAGAAGGGCACCUUGCCUCUCUGCCUCGGGAAGUUUGUAGGUCAUUUGUGAAAAUAAUUGAAGAAGUACUUGGAUCUCCCCCAGACCUGGAAUUGCUGACACUGGUCUUCAAUUUCCUCUUAGCUGUUCACCCUCCCACUAAUACAUAUGUUUGUCACAAUCCUACCAACUUCUACUUCUCCCUGCACAUAGAUGGUAAAAUUUUUCAGGAGAAAGUUGAAUCCCUUAUGUACCUGAGAAAUUCCAGCAGUGGUGGGAAGUCUGCAGAUAGUUCUGCCUUCGUAGUUACAACUCCAACUGGAUUUGCAGCUUUACCACUGGAAGGAGAUACUUCUGAGAUUAGUGUACAGCAGAAGAUAAGUUCUCAAGUACCUAAAAGGCUUUGCAAAAGCUUACCAGCAUCUCCUACUUCAUCACCUCAAGUACAUAGAAGAAGAUUAAUGGAAAGAUCGCAAAGGAGCAUUGAUGACCUGCAGAAUAUUGGCAAAUAUGAUUACACUGAUCUUGAGGGUAGAGUUGUUUUUGAAGGACAUUCCGAAACCGUAAAAAGGGUACAGGAAGAUUUUCUUAGCAGUUGUGAGUCUGCAAAAACAGUUUGUGAUUCAGAGUUAACAUCUGCUGAAAUGUUUGAAGACAUUCCAAAAGAAGAGCUAUCUGAAAACACAUUUGAGAGCAAAGAAGCAGAUGCAGACCUGAAAUGUAAAGGUGAUGCUGCACCUCAGCUGUUGCUGCGUCGUCCAGACAAUCUGAAAGGAUUACCUUCUCUUCAGAAGAGUCAGAGUACUUUUGCAGGGUUGGGCUUAGCAUUUUCUGUUCACGGAGGAUCCUCAGCCAUUGCUCGCUGGCCAAGUUUUGCUGACAAGAAUGCACUUCCUGAGGAAUGGGAGAAUCUUGCUUUUUCCUCAGCAAAUGAGAAUCCCCGAAAAACGUAUGAAAGCUCUGAUGAGAGGUAUACAGAAGACUAUCUUGUGCUUAUCUGUUGUGGAUUGUAUGACCUCUUGCGUGGAGUUCUCCUAAUUUUACCAGAUGUCAUGCUAGAGGAUGUGAUGGACAAGCUUAUUCAACCUGAUUAUCUUAUAGUUCUUGUGAACCACCCAUCUCCUCUCGUACAACAAGGCGUCAUUAAAUUGUUGGAUGCAUAUUUCAACAGAGCAAGGAGAGAGCAGAAGGAAAAAUUCCUAAAGAAUCGCGGCUUCUCCUUGCUUGCCAACCAGCUCUACCUUCACCAGGGGACUCAGGAAGUUGUAGAGUGCUUUUUGGAAAUGCUCUUUGGCCGUUCUGUUGGCCUGGAUGAAGAAUUUGAUCUGGAAGAUGUCAAGAAUGUUGGACUUUUUCAAAAAUGGUGUGUCAUUCCUGUUCUGGGUCUGAUAGAGAACUCUUUAUAUGAUAAUGUUUUGCUGCAUAACUGCUUCUGUCUCCUACUACAAAUUAUAAAUUCCUGCUCAAAAGUCGCAGACCUGCUGCUUGAUAAUGGUUUGCUGUAUGUGCUGUGUAAUACUCUGGCUGCUCUCAAUGGACUGGAAACCAACAUUCCCCUAAACGAUUACAAGCUACUCGCAUGUGAUAUACAACAGCUCCUGGUAGCAGUUGCAAUUCAUGCCUGCAGCUCCUCAGGUUCACAGUAUUUUCGUGUUAUUGAAGACCUCAUUGUGCUGCUGGGUCAUCUUCAAAACAGUAAAAAUACAAGGAUGCAAAAUAUGGCAGUUGCUCUGCAGUUAAGAGUUCUUCAAGCAGCUAUUGAAUUAAUAAGAACUACAGCAAACAGAGAUGCUCAGGAGCAGGCUGGUGUGGCCCCAUCACUAUCUGCAGCACAUCGUGCAAUGUUUCAAAAGCGUAAAGACAUUGCUGGUUCCAGAAAAUUUUCGCCUGCUCAGUCUGAUGCUCUGCUGAUGAAAAUGCGUUCAGUAGCAAGUGAGGAGUUUAAUAUGAUGAUGCAACGGAGAAUGAGUCAAGAAAAUCCUAUCCAAGCCACUGAGACUGAGUUUGUACAAAGGUUACAGAGGCUAACUGUCCUUGCUGUAAACAGACUCAUUUAUUUAGCAUCUACUGAAGAGUGCUUUGACAUACUGGGUAUAACAGAAACGGCAAGUCAAAGCAGGCUUGCAGCAUCCCAGCUGGAAGUUCCUGAAGAAGAGAUCCAGCAAGAGCUGCCUAACAGAACAAAUCCUUUUCUGAAAGAAAUGUUCAAAAUGUUAGUGGAAGGAGUCAAACUGUCCCCUGGCACCAGCAGAACAAGCACACCCAAGCAGCAGUGGAAGAGAAUCCUCUUGUCAUGUAAAGACACUUUCCGUACACAGCUUGGAAGACUUCUUGUGCACAUCUUGUCUCCAGCAAGGCCACUGCAAGAAAGAAGGCAGGCUUUGGAGAUGGUCCGUGAAGUGAACCAUCAGGAGAUUCUGUGUGACUGUCUUAGCCCAACUUUGCAACAUGGACCUAAAUUAGUACUAUAUCUAUAUGAGUUAAUGUGCAAUCACAUUGAUGAUCUGACCAAAGAAGAACAAACGGCAGCGGGAGACUUUGUGAAUACGUUAAAAUGUUGUGGCUAUAAAUGUAUUCCUCUGAGCCCAAGACCAAAACCAGAUGUAAUAAAAGCUUUGAAAGAGGAUCAAAAGAAGUAUGAGGUGGAAGAAGGUGUGAACAGAGCUGCCUGGGAGAAAACAAUGGCAAAUAAUCGACAAAAUCUCUUUCAACGCCUGGAUACAAAAUCUAAAGAUAUUUCCAAAAUAGCUGGAGACAUCACACAGGCUGUAUCUCUCUCACAAGGAAUGGAAAGAAAGAAAGUUAUCCAGCACAUCAGGGGGAUGUAUAAGGCAGAGCUGAGUGCCAGCAGACAUUGGCAGGAGCUUGUUCAGCAGCUUACGCAUGAUCGAGCACUCUGGUAUGACCCAGUCUAUUACCCAACUUCUUGGCAACUGGAUCCAACAGAGGGCCCAAACAGGGAGAGGAGGCGCUUGCAGAGGUGCUACCUAACUAUUCCAAAUAAAUACCUUCUUCCGGACAGGCAGAAGCAGGAAGGCAUAAUAAAACCUCCCCUAUCUUACCUAUUUGAAGAUAAAACACAUUCUUCUCAUUCUUCAACUGUAAAGGAUAAAGCUGCAAGUGAACAUAUAAGAGUUAAUCGAAGAUGUAUCAGUGUAGCACCUUCUAGAGAGACUGCUGGUGAGCUGCUGCUAGGAAAAUGUGGCAUGUAUUUUGUUGAGGACAACGCAUCAGACACAAUUGAGAACUCUAGUUUUCAUGGAGAGACUGAACCAGCAUCAUUUUCUUGGACCUAUGAGGAAAUCAAGGAAGUCCAUAAGCGUUGGUGGCAGCUAAGAGACAAUGCUGUGGAAAUAUUUCUGACAAAUGGCAGAACUUUACUCUUGGCUUUUGAUAAUACAAAGGUCCGUAAUGAUGUGUACCACAACAUCUUAACUAACAAUUUGCCUAACCUUCUGGAAUAUGGAAAUAUCACUGCUUUGACCCACCUGUGGUGCACGGGACAGAUUACUAACUUUGAAUACCUGACUCAUUUAAACAAACAUGCGGGCCGUUCCUUCAAUGAUCUCAUGCAAUAUCCAGUAUUUCCCUUUAUACUUUCUGACUACAUAAAUGAGACACUGGACCUAAAUGACCCAUCAGUAUAUAGAAAUCUGGUCAAACCAAUAGCUGUGCAGUCUAAAGAAAAAGAGGAUCGGUAUGUGGAUACUUACAAGUAUUUGGAAGAAGAGUACCGUAAAGGAGCACGGGAGGACGAUCCGAUGCCCCCUGUACAACCGUACCACUAUGGAUCUCAUUAUUCUAACAGUGGCACUGUGCUUCAUUUCCUAGUUCGGCUGCCACCUUUCACUAAAAUGUUUUUAGCCUAUCAAGAUCAAAGUUUUGACAUUCCAGACAGAACUUUUCAUUCUACCAACACAACCUGGCGCCUCUCUUCAUAUGAAUCAAUGACUGAUGUAAAGGAGCUCAUCCCAGAAUUUUUCUACCUUCCAGACUUUCUAGUUAAUAGAGAAGGAUUUGAUUUUGGAGUACGUCAAAAUGGUGACAGAGUUAAUCAUGUCAAUCUUCCACCCUGGGCUCGUAAUGAUCCUCGUCUGUUUAUCUUGAUUCACCGUCAAGCUUUGGAGUCUGACCAUGUUUCCCAGACAAUCUGUCACUGGAUAGACUUAGUGUUUGGCUAUAAACAAAAAGGCAAGGCCUCUGUUCAGGCUAUUAAUGUCUUUCAUCCCGCAACUUACUUUGGGAUGGAUGUUUCUGCUGUUGAGGAUCCUGUUCAGAGAAGAGCCCUUGAAACAAUGAUAAAAACAUAUGGGCAAACACCUCGCCAACUGUUCCAUACAGCACAUGUUAGCAGGCCUGGAUCCAGGCUCAUCAUGGAAGGAGAACUUCCUGCUGCCAUGGGAUUAUUAGUGCAGUUUGCUUUCAGAGAGACAAGAGAGCACACCAAAGAAGUAAUAUAUCCAAGUCCAUUGCCAUGGAUAAAAGGCUUGAAGUGGGGAGAAUAUGUAGGUUCUCCAAGUGCCCCAGAUCCUGUUGUCUGUUUUAGCCAACCACAUGGGGAAAGGUUUGGCUCUCUGCAGGCUUUGCCAACUAAAGCUAUAUGUGGUUUGUCCCGCAAGUUUUGCCUUUUGAUGAUAUAUAGCAAGGAGCAAGGUGUGAGAAGUAUGCACAGCACUGAUAUUCAGUGGUCAGCUAUCCUAAGCUGGGGAUAUGCUGAUAACAUUUUACGACUAAAAAGCAAGCAGAGUGAACCUCCAGUAAAUUUUAUACAGAGUUCCCAGUUUCAUCAGGUAACAAGUUGUGCUUGGGUCCCAGACAGCUGUCAGCUUUUCACAGGUAGCAAAUCUGGUGUAAUCACAGCAUACAUGAACAGAUUCACUAGCAGUACGCCUUCAGAGAUAGAAAUGGAAUCACAAGUCCAUCUGUACGGUCACACAGCAGAGAUAACGAGCCUUUUUGUGUGCAAACCAUAUAGUAUAAUGAUAAGCGUCAGCAAAGAUGGCACCUGCAUUAUAUGGGAUUUGAACAGGCUGUGCUAUGUCCAGAGUCUGGCUGGACACAAAAGUCCCGUGACUGCAGUUUCAGCUAGCGAAACAACUGGUGAUAUUGCAACGGUUUGUGAUUCAGUUGGAGGGGGGAGUGAUUUGAGGCUUUGGACCGUUAACGGUGAUCUCGUGGGACACGUACACUGCAGGGAAAGUAUUUGCUCUGUUGCUUUCUCUAACCAGCCUGAAGGAGUAUCUGUCAACGUGAUUGCAGGAGGGCUCGAAAAUGGAGUGGUAAGACUGUGGAGUACAUGGGACUUGAAGCCAGUACGAGAAAUAACAUUUUCUAAGUCAGCCAAACCUAUUGUAAGCCUUACCUUUUCCUGUGACGGUCAUCACUUGUUCACAGCAAAUAGUGAUGGAAAUGUAAUAGCUUGGUGUCGCAAGGACCAGCAGCGCUUGAAGUUACCCAUGUUCUAUUCAUUCCUUAGCAGCUAUGCAGCUGGGUGAUGACUACUUCUGCUGCUCAUUCAAGUCUCCAUGCACUUUAAAUCCACAAUAAAUUAUAGAAUCUCUUCAUUAACUGGAUUUUGAAAUAGUUUGAAUGUCUCUAGAAUGACUGCAUAGGUGAAAAACAGAAGGCAGUCUAAGAUGGUUAUAAAUUGUGCAUGCACAAACCUGAAGUGUAUGGAGUCACCAGGAAGCUCUGGUUGCAUACUCCAGUACCAGCAAAGUGGUGUAUAAAUGCUCUAACCUACAAGUCAAAAUGCUGCAAUACAAAAUGUAAUAAUAUUUUUUUAAAUCACUUCUUGGAAGCAACUAUUUCAAAAAUUGGAUCAGUAGUGUUUGUCCCUCCUGUGUUGUAAAAUAUCAGCAGUAUGAAGCUCUGUAAAUAUUUAUAAAAAUGUCAGCAUAUGUAUAUCUGAUUAGUCAAGGAUGAUGAUGUUAGCUCUGGGAAAAGUGACCCAAAAUUUAAAAAAUCCAAGAUGAUUCAAAAUUGCUUUUUUUGAGAAGCAAAGAACUUAGUAGGUGCUUAUUGCACCAUUUAAUGGUAUUGUAAUACUGAAAAAUUAGAUCCAUCUUCAUUUACAACUCCUGCUGUCUUCUCUGUUCAGAUGGUGUGAAAGUCUUUGGACGAAAACGAGGAUGGGCAGACACCUCAUAGCUUCACGAAGCAAUAGUUAACUCGUGUUUUGGUUUUGUGUUCCACGUAGUGUUAUCUCAGUUUGUAACACCUAGCUGUUGUGGUCCUGUGGCAGACUACACACACAUCAUUCACACAGCCUGCCAUCCAGAGCUCUAAAAACGGUACUAAAGAAGGCACUAAUGUGCUCGUAUUCUCAGUGUCAUUGAACUUCAGUGCACUGUAAAAUGUUCGAAUCCAAAUGUUUAAAUCAAUGUUUAUAGGCACUGAGUAAUUCAGAACUGUUUAUGUAGGUACACUGUGCAAAUAUGCUAUUUAUUUCUAGGUGCUAUUUUUGAGAGGAGGAAAAAAAUAAGCUGCCGUUAAUAGCUUACAUCUGAAUUCUUAGGCCAGAUAGAAAAGCUAACACUUAAGCUGAUGGAUUUCAAGACCCAACUGACACUGAGUGAGUGCCUGCUAGUCAUGCAAAUGGUACAAGAAUGCAACACAACUCUGUAGUUAAAUUUUUCUUAGUCAUACCUUCGCUUUUUCAUCAUUGACAUUUUCCACUACUGCCAUACAGACAAACUGCUCUACCUUAGUUUUAAGGUUCAUUUGCCUUCCAAGUACUGUGUUAUGAAAUCGUAAUGAAGAUGUGCAUACAGGAAAACUGUACACUUCAGAAAAUUCCACAUGAUCUUUACAAAAAUCUUUGCGACUUUCUGAUUUUGGGGGUUUUCAAACUGGAAAAACUGAAGUCCUCUCAGUCCAUGACACAGAUUGAUUUACUACUUGUAGUUCAAUUAAGCAAGCAGCUGUAUGAACUGAAUUUUAAACUGCAUAUAUUGUAGCAACGUUGUAUGGGGUGGCUGUAGUCAUGUUUUUCACUGUCUAAAUGUUAAUGUAAGGUCCAAAUACAGACCGAAAAGCUUCUUGGCUCAUGUUGAAGUGAUGCGCUUGACUUAAGCGACAAAAUACAAAUGUGAUGGUUUGGGGAUGCUUUUGUCCUCCUUGAAUUGGGAUGUUGCUCACAAAGGCUUAUUUUUAUAAAGUAGAAUUCCACUUGUUACAAAUCAAUAUGCAAAAUUGCUGGCCUUGUAAAAAGUGCAAUAUUAUAUAUUUUUAUGUAUAAGUCAAAGAUUUUUUUGAACUGAGGAAUAUUUAUUCAGCUUAAUGUUCUGGAACUAUUGAAAUACCAUUGCAAUAGUAUAUGUGCAUGAUGUACUGAAACCUCCUGUAAAUUUCACAUUCCACACUGUCUUUGUAUACACUGUCACACUGUUGGGUAAUAAACAGACCUUUGUAUCAAA